AUGAGUUACUGGAGCCUCGAGAAGAGGAACUGCGUGCAAUAUCGGCGGCAUUUCUUAGUAGAUAAUAGCGUGUUCCACGUUGAAAGAUGCAUGAGCGUAAUGCAGUCUGGGACCCAGAUGAUCAAGCUGAAGAGUGGAAGCAAAGGCCUCGUUCGGCUCUUUUACCUGGAUGAGCACCGCACCCGCUUGCGAUGGCGACCCUCCCGGAAAAGCGAGAAGGCAAAAAUAAUCAUUGAUUCGAUUUACAAAGUCACCGAGGGCCGACAAUCAGAGAUCUUCCACCGACAGGCUGAGGGGAACUUUGACCCAAGCUGCUGUUUCACUAUCUACCAUGGAAACCACAUGGAGUCACUGGACCUCAUCACCUCCAAUCCCGAGGAGGCGAGGACCUGGAUCACUGGCUUGAAGUACCUGAUGGCUGGAAUCAGUGAUGAAGACUCUCUUGCCAAGCGACGGAGAACGCACGACCAAUAUCCUUUGUUGAGAUCUCAGCUCCCAUUUAGUGUGUAUAUGUUUGUGAGGUGGGAAGACCUGGCAGCAGGCACAUCAAAGUUGUUAGUCCAUGCUACUCGAUUGCUUAAAAAUGUGGCCAGAAAUGCUUCCCUGCCUCCCCAGAGGCUGGCUGCCCCCUCCAGCAGCAGUCACAAUGGCAUCUGUCGGGGAAUUGGUGGUGGUGAGAAAGGCAGCCUCUUCUCCACAGAUAUUUCUUCCCUCAGUGAUGGUUCUGGGGCCAUCCUUGGCUGGGUUGGAAGCAGGACUCAUGGUCCAGAGGCCAGUGUUAUUCCCAAAGCUUUUGAGGAAGUGAUGAAUUAUUUUUUUGUGCGUUAUGAAUUUGAAGUGAUGUUAAGACAUCAAAUUGACUGUUGGGAUGGCCCAGAUGGAGAGCCAGUGGUCCACCAUGGUUAUACUCUCACUUCAAAAAUCCUCUUCCGAGAUGUGGUCGAGACAAUCAAUAAAACCGCCUUUGUAAAGAAUGAGUUCCCAGUGAUCUUGUCCAUUGAGAAUCACUGCAGCAUUCAGCAACAGAAGAAGAUUGCUCGGUACCUAAAGGAAAUUUUCAGUGACAAACUGGACUUGUCAUCUAUCGACACAGGAGAUUCCAAGCAGCUUCCCAGCCCACAGAGUUUGAAAGGAAAAAUUUUAGUGAAGGGUAAGAAGCUCCCCUACCACCUUGGGGAAGAUGCAGAAGAAGGUGAAGUUUCAGAUGAGGACAGUGCUGACGAAAUUGAAGAUGACUGCAAAUUUAAGCUCCAUUAUAAUAAUGGAACAACUGAUCACCAAGUGGAAUCUUUCAUAAGGAAAAAGCUGGAAUCCCUAUUAAAAGAAUCUCAAAUCAGGGACAAAGAAGACCCUGACAGUUUCACUGUCAGAGCUCUGUUGAAAGCUACGCAUGAAGGCUUAAAUAUGCAUCUGAAGCAGAAUCCAGAAGUGAAAGAAAGUGGAAGGAAAUCUCACGGACGUUCCCUCAUGAGUAAUUUUGGAAAAUAUAAGAAAACAUCAAAGUCAAGGUCCAAGUCUAAUAGUACCGACGAUGAUGAGGAAGGACAACAUUCUGGAAAGGAGGGUGGCCAGCUCUACGGCUUAGGGACGCCGCUAGCCUCCAAGUUCAUCACCCAGGCAUUGGUUUGUUUCCUGUGUUUAUUCUCUUCCACGUGUUCAGGGUCUCCUCCAGUGAGUGACAAUGGCAUGGAGAUCAUUGACCCAUUUGUUGAAGUGGAAAUCAUCGGAUUGCCCGUGGAUUGUUGCAAAGAGCAAACGCGUGUGGUAGAUGACAAUGGAUUUAACCCUGUCUGGGAAGAGACGCUGACAUUUACUAUACACAUGCCAGAUAUAGCCUUGGUUCGCUUUCUUGUUUGGGAUCACGAUCCCAUUGGAAGAGACUUCGUUGGACAAAGAACAGUGACUUUCAGUAGUCUUGUGCCUGGCUACCGUCAUGUCUACUUGGAAGGGCUGACAGAAGCAUCCAUAUUUGUUCAUAUAACAAUCAAUGAAAUUUAUGGCAAGUGGAGUCCUUUAAUCCUCAACCCCAGUUACACUAUAUUGCAUUUUCUAGGCGCUACCAAGAAUAGACAACUCAUCGGCCUCAGGGGCCUUUUCAAUAAGAACCCCAAACACAAUUCUUCAGAAAACAGCUCCCAUUACGUCCGCAAGCGAUCCAUCGGGGAUCGUAUCCUGCGCCGGACGGCCAGUGCUCCGGCUAAGGGCCGAAAGAAAAGCAAAAUGGGCUUCCAAGAAAUGAUGGAGAUGAAGGAUGGCGUGUCCGAGGUGACUGGCUCGAGGGAGAAAGAUGGCGUCCUCCGCAGAACCACAAGGAGUUUACAAGCUCGCCCAGUUUCUAUGCCAGUUGACAAAAGUCUUCUGGGGGGGUUGUCGCUCCCCACAUCUGAACCAGCCAAAGAAACGGAAGGCAAAGAAAAAACAUUUGCAGAAAAUAAGGCCAAUGCAGAAAGUGGGAAAACUCAUGCAAAAGAACAAAGCUUGAUAAAUCUUGAUAAAAAGCUGUCUUCGCCCUCUUCAACUCUCCAUAAAAAUGGCAGCCAGGUGGAUGCUGUUGUCUCUCUUGUUGAUCAUGCACUGCCCCUAGAGGAAGAGUCAGGAGCCCCCAUCCAUCGUGGUGGGAAUGCCCAAUCGGACGUGCCCAAAGACUGUCAGAAAAGUCUGUCUCCCAAACACCUCGUCUCCCCAAGACAGCCCACGAGUAUUAGACCUGCUAUAAGUGAUAUAGGAACAAAGGAAAAUGGAAAUAUCUUUCUUUCAGAAACAAAUCGAACAUUGUCGGGCAAUGCCCCUUCUCAGAGUGACCUGGAGAUGCCAAAUGUUAAGGAUGCUGCUCCAAUGGCAGGCAGCGUUGUGACGUCCUUUUCAAUGAUGGACAUUUCUGCUGUUUGCUCUAAUGGGCAGGACUUGCAUUCCACUGCAAUUAUGCAGGACAGUGAAAUUUCGCAGCUUAUCGACAAUAUUACGUUAACAAACGAGAGUGAACUAGGCAGCUCAAUCUCGGCACUGAUUAGCCAGUUUGAUGCCACCAAGGAUCAAAUAAACCUCAGAGCUAUUUCUAGACUUCCAGAUAUCAGUGGUCAGACUCAUGGUAUGAUGUCAGGACAUCCUUCCUUGCUCACUUUUGAUUCAAAAACAGCCCUCAAAAAUAACUUUUCUAAGUCAAAACCUGCGUGGUCGUCUCGGUACUCAUCCCCUGAGACAACCGUCUGCUCUAGUCCUGAGACAACAGAAUAUUCCACAUAUACCAUCAUUCACGAGGCAGCUCUCACUCCAGUCCCUGGGUCCAAAUUCGUGGAUGAACGUAAUGGGAAGACCAACUUCCUGGCCUCAGAAGGUGGCGUUGCUCAGCCAUCCCCAUUAUCCAAAAGUCCCCAAAAGAAUUAUGGAAAGGAUUGGGAAAAUGACGCAACUUUUGGCGUGUCCACUUCCGAUGAUUUGACCCUGGACGGUAUAAUCGAUCAUGCUCUUUGUCAAAAUUCUGGAGAGAGUAGUCUAGAAGAAAUUGGUGAAGACUCACAAGAUCUCUUGGUAACAACUCAUGAGUUUAAGAGGGAGGAUCUGAGUCAACUUGCUUCCCCUUUGAAACUAAAACAUUGCCAGGAGACGGACUCACCCUGUCCAAAAAUCUCUGGAAAUGGCUUCUUCCAACCGUCUGCCCUUGAACUUUCCAACCAUAUUCAAAUGCUAAAAACCCGGAGUAUUUCUUGUCCAGCUUAUCAGAGCGCCGGCUUUGGGUGUAAUAAUUAUUUCCAGUGUCCAGAGGCCCCAAACAAUGCGACUUGUCUCCCCCAGGGAUCCGAUUCUCAAGGUCUACAGCAAUCAGCCUGUCCUUUGCAAGCCCGAAAACAGCCUAGCCCUUGCAAAUCCAAAAGCCUGGGAGACUUGACUUCAGAGGACAUCUCUUGCAAUUUUGAAAGCAAGUACCAGUGCAUCAGUAGGAGCUUCAUUACGGCAGGUCUGCGAGACAAGAAGAGUGUGCCCUUCGGAGCCAAGGGGAUGGAGCCUGUGGACACUCUGACGGAACAGCUCCGAAAACUUGUGUCCUUGGACCAGGAAGACUGCGGGCAAGUGCUGGGGCCACGGCCAGAGGACAGGGAGUACCCCAAGGCGCUGGUCAGGAAGCUGUCCUCCCGAAGCCAGAGUCGUGUGCGAAACAUUGCCAGCCGUGCCAAGGAAAGGCAAGAAGCGGGCAAGCAGAGGUCUUCCCCCUCCGGCAGCGGUGGAGGCAUAGUCUUGAGAGCCAAGUCUUCUGCCCCUGCACAGGUGGUGAACAGACACUCCACUGGCUCUUACAUAGCAGGGUAUUUGAAUAAUCUCAAAAGUCGGGGCCUCGAAGGCCGUGGUAUUCCGGAGGGGGCUUGCACUUCUCUUUUCAACGGCUACAUCGACCAGUUUUGUAUGGACGAUUCAGUCCUCCAGACUGAACCAAGCAGUGAGGACAAACCAGAAAUUUAUUUCCUCCUGAGACUCUAA
Gracilinanus agilis (Agile Gracile Mouse Opossum) is the source of this 4473-nucleotide messenger RNA. It is a transcript of the gene PLCH1, whose product is annotated as phospholipase C eta 1. The record is from RefSeq and is a predicted model, not a curated record. Bases 1 to 4473 code for a protein of 1490 amino acids. Gene Ontology annotation, biological process: lipid metabolic process; phosphatidylinositol-mediated signaling. NCBI's taxonomy places the organism in Eukaryota, Metazoa, Chordata, Mammalia, Didelphimorphia, Didelphidae. Gene Ontology annotation, molecular function: phosphatidylinositol-4,5-bisphosphate phospholipase C activity. The transcript has 18 exons.